ACAGCGACUAUUAUAUCUGCUUUAUUCUGUAGAAGCAACAACGAGAUCUUCAAAAUGAGCGGAAGAGGCAAAACCGGCGGUAAGGCGAGAGCCAAGGCUAAGACUCGCUCCUCCAGGGCAGGGCUUCAGUUCCCCGUCGGUCGUGUUCACAGACUCCUUCGCAAAGGCAACUACGCCGAGCGCGUCGGUGCCGGUGCUCCGGUGUAUCUGGCCGCUGUGCUCGAGUACCUGACCGCUGAGAUCCUGGAGUUGGCCGGAAACGCCGCUCGGGACAACAAGAAGACCCGUAUCAUCCCCCGUCACCUGCAGCUGGCGGUGCGCAACGACGAGGAGCUGAACAAACUCCUGGGCGGAGUGACCAUCGCUCAGGGCGGCGUGCUGCCCAACAUCCAGGCCGUGCUGCUGCCCAAGAAGACCGAGAAGCCCGCCAAGACUAAAUAAAUUAACCCCGUUUGAUUACUGAAAACUCCCAAAGGCUCUUUUCAGAGCCACCCACUUUCUCUUGAAAAAGCGAAUUUACAGACUGUUGAGGAAAAAAAAAAAGCAAUAUCUUGCGAUCUCAUUUUGAGUCUUGUUUGGUGUUAUGCCUAUGUAGACUUUCUGAAACACUUCAACGCUUUCUGUUGUGUGUGUAGCUGUAGUACACAACGUAUUUAUUUUUCGCUUUUGAAACCAAGAGCCGAUCACUGAUUGUACUUGAACUCCUUUAAAGAAAUCCCCGCUGAAGCAUUUUCUCAGGCCUGAGGCUCUCGCUUCACGAACGAUAAAAACAAUAAUUCCCCCACGUUGUCGAAUAAAGGGGGUCUUUUUAGUAACGUGUUUUAAACAGCUGUCAGUGUUAUAAAGCCCGCGGGGUUGAUUUCUGUUCAAACUCUACACACAAAGAAAAAUAUGUAACGAUGAACCAGUCUGAUAAUCAAAUAAAAGUGCACGGGAUUAAACAAAAAGUUGAUGUUAAGGGUCGCUUUUAUAAUUGUAUGCCUGCCUACAACUGAAAAGUAACUGACCUUUUUUAACCUAAAUGUAGAAUCUUUGAGCGGGAAAAUCAGGUCACUUUUACUCGUUUAAAAACAGGAAACUCCUAGCUAUUGGCCAGAAAGGACACGUCACGCUGCGACGUAAAAACAGUAGCCAAUCAAAUGCCUCUGCAAGCACAAGGCGCGCACUGCAGGAGUAGUUUAAAUAGCAGCUGCUGCGGAAGAGAAAACGUUAUCCUGCUUUAGGCGACGACGACUUCGAGAGAAUGGCAAGAACCAAACAAACCGCCCGUAAAUCCACCGGCGGCAAAGCCCCGAGGAAGCAGCUCGCUACCAAAGCCGCCCGUAAGAGCGCUCCAGCCACCGGCGGCGUGAAGAAGCCUCAUCGCUAUAGGCCCGGCACCGUGGCUCUGCGAGAGAUCCGUCGCUAGCAGAAGUCCACCGAGCUGCUGAUCCGCAAGCUGCCCUUCCAGCGUCUGGUGCGAGAGAUCGCUCAGGACUUCAAGACGGACCUGCGCUUCCAGAGCUCCGCUGUCAUGGCCCUGCAGGAGGCCAGCGAGGCUUAUCUGGUCGGUCUGUUCGAGGACACCAACCUGUGCGCCAUCCACGCCAAGAGAGUCACCAUCAUGCCCAAAGACAUCCAGCUGGCGCGCCGCAUCCGCGGAGAGCGCGCUUAAACCCACGACUCCAACUUUUAAACCCAAAGGCUCUUUUCAGAGCCACUCACAUUUUCAUAUGAAGAGCUUCAGAUCUUUCUACAACUUCUUAAACGAUAUGUUGUCGGAAAACAGUGUAAACGUUAAAGUAACAGUUAAACAUUUUUACUUUUUCUCUGCUGUAACUUAUAAUAAAAUUAUGGCCUUUUCUUUUAUGCUAUACAGAUAUUUCUGUUACUGCUUUCUUUUUUUUUUUUAAACAGUAUUUCAGUGAAACCGCUAUUUUAGAAAAUAUUGUCAUGAUCAACGUUUUAAAUGCUCAAAAAUCGUUCAAACAUGUCUUGCUCUUACUGUAAUAAGAGUUUCAGAGGUUCUGACUUCAAAGGUCUUUGAGUGUGUGAGAGAAUCGCUUCACUAAUUGUUAAUAGAACUACAAAUGAAUAAAACUUUAUAAAAUGCUUGAAUCAGAUUAUUCUGAUAA
Messenger RNA from Cyprinus carpio (common carp), 2114 nucleotides. Its product is annotated as histone H2A. Gene Ontology annotation, molecular function: DNA binding; protein heterodimerization activity; structural constituent of chromatin. Lineage: Eukaryota; Metazoa; Chordata; Actinopteri; Cypriniformes; Cyprinidae. Gene Ontology annotation, cellular component: nucleosome. The transcript has a single exon. The coding region runs from base 55 to 441 and encodes 128 amino acids. The record is from RefSeq and is a predicted model, not a curated record.